AUGCCCAUCCCAGUUGUUCUUUGCGGCCGGCUGGAGAAAGUGGGUUCCAUUGUGAUCUCAGAGCUAGAACCUGACUAUGAAGUCACAUAUUUCGUCAUGAGCAUCGAGGACGGUAUACGCAACCUCCCUCUUAUCCUGUCUGGUUCCACCCCAGCCAAUGACAAAAGCAGUCUGGGUUCGAAAAACUACUCGGCUCCUCCUAAAGCUGUCAUUCUAGGAGGCGGAUACGAUGAUGAAGCUGUCACUCAACUUCGCGAAGCUGUUACUAGCUCACCAGGAACAGUAAAGAUACCUUGGUUGAAAGCGGAUCCCGAAAAGACGAAGGCAGGUCCUACUCCGGGAUCAGAGGAGUACUGCAGGGCGGCGGCAUCUCGAAUGAAAUAUACACUUGGAAGUAUUCUAGCGAGGGGUGAUCUUGAAUCAGAAGAUGACGAGACAUUUUACUGGUGA
This is a messenger RNA of Penicillium arizonense, 450 nucleotides long. RefSeq lists its product as uncharacterized. Bases 1 to 450 code for a protein of 149 amino acids. The record is from RefSeq and is a predicted model, not a curated record. The transcript has 2 exons. Lineage: Eukaryota; Fungi; Ascomycota; Eurotiomycetes; Eurotiales; Aspergillaceae.